AAGCUCCACAAUUUCCCGGCGUGCUUUGCGCCUCCAGCCAUCACAAGGCAAGGCCGUCGUUUGCCCGAGCGAGCCGAGCCAAAACCAAGCGGCAAAGAUGGCGCAAUCCUUAUUUGACGCGCUAACAGUAACGAUGGACAACCAGACAGCACUGGCUGUUCAGUCCCUUCUGGACUCCCAGCAGGGUCAGGUGGCUGAGCCAACAGCAGGGCCAGGUGAUGAUGAAGACGUGUUCCAGUGUGGGAAGUGUAAGAAACAGUUCACCAGCCUGCCCACCUUCAUGAGCCACAAAAGGGAACACUGCCAGCCCAUGCCCCAACAGCAGCCAGUACGUCAGGUGGUUCCUCCCCCGGGAUCUAACCCUAACCAGAGCGCCUUCACCACCUCCCUCCCACACCACGGGCUCAACAGGCAGCCCGUCAGCAUGGUCAGCAACAUGACCCCGGUCCCAGCGGUGGCAGCGGCUUACAGCGCGGUGCCCCCCUCCCCCCUGGCACACAUGAGUCAGAACAUGGUGCUGAACGCUGACGAGAUCCUGAUGACCACCCUGUCCAGUAUGGACCAGACCAUGACCAUCCAGACCAGUCCCAACCAGUCCAUGCACAGCGGGAACGUUCAGGUGUCUGGACCAUUCAUGCAAGCUCAGGUGUCGCAGCCCCGCCCCAUGCCCAGCACCAGUCUGCAGGGGAUGAACAGUGUGAACACUGCUGUCCUCACCUCUACCAUACCUGGACAGACCUUUCAGGUACAACCAGUGACAGUCCGUGUAGCAGAGCCACAACAACAGCAACAACAACAACAUGUGAUGAUGCCGCAACAACCAGUACCGAUGAGAGCGUCACCUGCGAAAAAUCCCCCAGUUCCCAACAACAUCAAUAUCAUCACCGACGUACAGAUUCAGAACGUGUCGCAGAGCACUCCCAAACGUCGCUCCAAGUCAGGGGGAGGCGGCCAGGGCGGGGCAAAGAAACAGGGGAAGCUGAAGUGCACGUACUGCGACAAGAUGUUCUCCAAGAACUUUGACCUCCAGCAGCACAUCCGCAGCCACACGGGAGAGAAGCCGUUCCAGUGUAUCGUGUGCGGACGGGCGUUCGCGCAGAAGUCUAACGUGAAGAAGCACAUGCAAACACACAAGGUGUGGCCAUCAGGCACAGCCUGUACCCUGCCCAAGAACCCCAUCAUCGUGGAGAAGGCACUAGAGGAUCAGAACGGGGAUUCCGUGGUGGCUCCCGCAGAGAAUGUUGGGAGCAACCUUCCAGAACAAGAGGACAAGGGGAAUGGAGACAUGGGGGAUGACGAUUCCAAGGAGAGUGACAGUGCCAAAGAUGAGACAGCAGAGUCCGAUGAGAUCAAGGUCAUCAUCAACAACUCGUACCAGUGCCAUUACUGCCAGGCUACCUUCAAAACCUACUUCCAGCUAAAGUCUCACAUGACUCAGCACAAAAACCAACAGGUCUACAAGUGCAUCACCAAGUCCUGUGGGAGCAUGUUCCACGACCUGGAGGCCUUCCUGGAGCACACCAAGUCUCACGAGGAGGAGAUGACGUACCGCUGCCACAUGUGCAACAAACAGUUCCCCUCCCUGUACGAGCUGGGCGUGCACCAGUACUCCCACAGUCUCUACCCCAACCAGGGCCCGCGGCCGGGCCCCAGGUACUUCCGCUGCCCCAAGUGCAUGAACAAGUACGCUUCGCCCGAGGCGUUGGACCACCACCUCGCCACGUCCAGUCACAACUAUUCGUGCCCGCACUGCGACAAAGUGUUCCCCUGUGAGAGGUAUCUCCGGCGCCACCUCCCGACGCACGGAACCAUGGGCGACCAUGUCUGCAAUGUGUGCGAUAAGCGGUUCAAGACAGAGCACUACCUGAAGAUGCACGCACUCAUCCACACGGGGGAGAAACCCUACAGCUGCACGCAGUGCAACGCCACCUUCAACCGCAAGGACAAGUUGAAACGUCACAUGCUCAUCCACGACCCCGUGAAGAAGUACAAGUGUCCGUUCAAGACGCACACCGGCUGCACUAAGGAGUUCAAUCGGCCGGACAAGCUGAAGGCUCACAUAAUCUCCCACUCAGGCAUCAAGCCCUUCAAGUGUAAAGACUGCGGCAAAUCCUUCAGUAGGAAGCCACAUUUACAGGAGCACGAGCGCAUGCACUCUGACAACUACCCCAUCAGAUGCAACACCUGUAGAAAAGGUUUCGCCAGGGAGAAGUACCUCCGAGACCACCGCUGUCGACCCGAGGGCAGCGAAGACGACGUUGUCGUGUCGAAGAGCAAGCACGGGCGAACCAGGAAGCUGACGGCUGCCAUGAAAGAGGCCGUGGGUAACAGGAGGAAAAGAGGCGUAGGUCGGCCACGUAAAAACCAGGGCAAAGCCGCAGACACCACCAACACAGACUUAGAUAUCAUCAAAGCUCACUUGCAAAGUGAAGGAGGGGGCGAUGCGUGCCAGAGUACCCCACAGAACGAACAGGAAUGUGUCAAUGGAAACAACUCGUUACAACAGCUCCAGACAAACCAACAGACUGCGAACUCUCAGCCGGGUGGGGACGCACAUCUACAGGAUAGCGUGGUGCCCACAGGAAUAGGUAUAUCCACGCCCUCUGGCAUGGUGCAGACAUUUGUGGCGAGUGAUAACAGUGUGGUACAGAUCAACAUGGGAGGGGCGGAGGUCUUACAGCCCACACAAGCCUUCAUCGUAACACACUUGAACUUAGCACCUGGGGAGGAUGGCGUCUUAGAGGCCACCAACGAGUGCUAGAAGUAAUGCACUGUAUAUAAGAGGGCGUUGCGGCCAGAUUGUUGUAAAUUUGUAGUUUCGAAAUGUGAAUCAUGUACAUGAUGUAAUUGUGCCAUUGACUUUGAAUUAGAAUUCGGAAAUAUCACAAUAUUUGCCAAAUCCUGAAAGGAAUUGUGUGUUGAAUUUAUGGAUAACUGAAAGAUUGCCUUUUUUUAAAGAAAAAUUCUUUUUUUUUCCACAGUUUGUUGCAUUUUUUUCUUGGUAACUUUUAAAUGAAUUGAUACAGAAUUCUGCCUACUAGGAACAUGUAGGACCAAAUCAGACAACUAUACAGUCUAUGUAAUGAUGCAAAAAAUAAAACCAUUGAGGCCAAAUCUACAUUUCAGAGGAUGUAUGUUUUCCUUUGGUUAUGGCUUACUUGAAGGGGGAAAGUUCACAAAGAACCAUGACAGAAGGUUAACUGGUUGUGUUAUUUUAAAAUUUCUGUUGAAUCACUGAGCAAAAUGUAUUAGAUAGUAUUGAUAU
Messenger RNA from Branchiostoma floridae (Florida lancelet), 3265 nucleotides. Its product is annotated as zinc finger protein 341-like. The transcript is spliced from 11 exons. The record is from RefSeq and is a predicted model, not a curated record. Gene Ontology annotation, molecular function: DNA-binding transcription factor activity, RNA polymerase II-specific; RNA polymerase II transcription regulatory region sequence-specific DNA binding. Gene Ontology annotation, biological process: regulation of transcription by RNA polymerase II. Gene Ontology annotation, cellular component: nucleus. Lineage: Eukaryota; Metazoa; Chordata; Leptocardii; Amphioxiformes; Branchiostomatidae. The coding region runs from base 98 to 2761 and encodes 887 amino acids.